Messenger RNA from Nannizzia gypsea CBS 118893, 3477 nucleotides. RefSeq lists its product as hypothetical. The transcript is spliced from 6 exons. Lineage: Eukaryota; Fungi; Ascomycota; Eurotiomycetes; Onygenales; Arthrodermataceae. Gene Ontology annotation, biological process: DNA-templated transcription; regulation of DNA-templated transcription. The record is from RefSeq and is a predicted model, not a curated record. Bases 1 to 3477 code for a protein of 1158 amino acids. Gene Ontology annotation, molecular function: DNA-binding transcription factor activity, RNA polymerase II-specific; zinc ion binding; DNA binding.
AUGAGUCUGUGGGACGAAAACCCGCCGCCGAUUGCUGCGGGCGACGUCAUUCCCCAGCAGCGCCGCGCCAUCGCCGAGCAGCCUCGAAGUAGCGGCCAGCCAGAGGGAGAACAUCACAGCUAUCCUUCUGGUACUGCGGCUGGUGCUGCACCGGGACAGUCUGCUGGCAAGACUCCUCCUCGACGUAAAAGUCAUGGCUUCGGAGGAAAGCAGAUCACUCGUACCAGGGUGAGCUACUCGUGCCAUACCUGUCGGCGGCGCAAGGUCAAGUGUGACAAGGUCCAUCCGGUAUGCGGGAAUUGCGUCAAGACAGGCACCGAGUGCAUGUAUGACUCCAUGGCCGCCGCUGCCCAGCGAAAUCGCGCCGAGGACAACCAUCAACGAGUAAAACGCAAGAGAGACGUACCGAAGCCUGCAAAGAAGGAUGAGCCGGACCUGUCUACUCCGCAGGAGAGUCUUCGUGAACUACUAAACUAUCAGGCACGUCUCCGAGAACAGAAAUCUGGCUCGGACGAAAUCGCCACCCGCCUCGAUCGGCUUACCUCCAUGAUCGAACGGCUAAGCCGUACAGGUGAUGCACACAAUAUUGAAGGGAGCGUUGCUGGCGGUGGGAGUGCUAGCUCAAAUGUCGCUGGAAGGCCGGGGAUCGUCGAUGGUGCGCCUGGGCGCCCUCGCAACAGAUCAGUUUCAACUUCGGGCUCUGUCUCGCGCCAGUCUAGCCCCAGGCGUAAUUCAGAUGAUGCUAGCAACGAUGAUUUCCCAAUUCCAGCGGGGCUUUCUACCGAUCUUGUCGAUCCUGUUGGUACAUUGAACCUGGGACACUUGAGUCUUGAGGAUAGCGGCAGGUCUCGAUACGUUGGAACAACUUACUGGGCAUACAUCUCGGACGAGAUCAACGAGCUAAAUCAGCUACUCCGAAACCAGAACCGCUCUCAACCACCGGUUAUACCCCAGCCAGAUCUCUCUGAUGGUGGCAAUGACACCUUGACACCCCCAGUGCACAAACGAGAUGAGUCGGACGCUCAAGUCCAACAGUGGCUCGCUACUCACGAAAGAAACAUGCAUGAUUCCGUCCUUUACCCGAAACCUAGCACUUUUGCCUUGAAUUUGAAGCCUAUACUGGCAGAUAUGCUCAAUCACGUUCCAACAAGACAUCAAAGCAACAUUCUAUACAAGGCUUUCAUGUCCGGAGUCCAAGCAAUCAGUCCCGUUCUUCACCCUCCAACUGUGCUCAAAUCAUACGAAGAAUUCUGGGACUGGUAUACUGUGUAUAGACAGCCAGGAAACCCGUAUCCUCGGCCUUCAUUUAUCCCACUACUUUACGCCAUUUGGUACGGUGGUUCGGUCACAGUCUCCCUGAAAACCAUACAUGCCGAGUUCAACCUCGAAUCAAGAUCUGCGUUAACCGAGCCUUUCCAUGACGAAGUUACUAGAUGGUUGAAGACCAUUUCUUUCCCUCGCAGCCCGUCCCUCAACGGCUUGGCUGCCUUCCUACUUGUCCAAACCAUCUUAUCCAAAGAGGAGGAACCCUUGACAAGCAGUCUCUUCAUCAGCCUUGCCCUUCGUGUAGCCCAGACCAUGGGCUUACAUCGUGACCCGGCGCAGUUCGGUAUCUCUCACUGUGAAGCUGAGAUGCGUAGAAGGUUGUGGUGGCAUAUCGUCCAUAUGGAUGGUGUAGUUGCAAUGUCAAGCGGCCUUCCACCUCUCGUCAGCGACGAAAACUACUGGGAUGUUCGGCUUACUAGUGAAGUCAAGGACACGCUACUCACUUCUCCAGAGGCAGAAGUAUACGAACGCAUGGUAGAUGAAGGUUAUAGACGUCCCGAUAAGCCGGAUGAUCCCUCUAUCUGUGGGAAUUCAAUGGUUAAUGUGUACUACAUUUCAGCCAAAGGGAAAUACAUAAUGGCCCGCGCUAUUCGCAAAAUUUUAAAGAUCCAGUUAGGAACGAGACCAGUCACCAGAAAAGACAUGGAGGAUCUCAAAUCGGUCCUUGUUGACCUUCAAUUUAAGCUGCACGCGCUGGUUGAUCGGAUUGCUAACCCCAAACGCCCAAAUGCCAAUGCCGAUACAACCCGAUGUAUCAAGCCCGAUCUCCCCAACGGCGGACCCGGGUGUGGCGAGCAGUAUCACACUCCAGUGCUGACUGCAUUCCACAAGUGGGCAAAAAUAUUACUUUCGCUGUUCGUUCAUAAGGCCUUCUGCGUGGCUUAUCAGCCUUUCCUCAAGAAUGCUAAGAGCAAAAUAUGGCCAGCAGCAAGACAAUGCGCACUACGUCAUUGCCAUGGUUUCAUGGAGAAAUUUAUCCUCCUUGCAACUGACCCUGAUUUCCAGCCAUUCCAAUGGAGCUGGCCUGGAAAUCACCAACCCAUGCAUGCAACGAUGAUAAUGCUUAUUGAUUUAUAUGAACGCCCUUCGAGCUCGGAGGCACCGAAGUCCCGGGCCUUUAUUGAUAAGAUAUUCUCCUUAUCUGGCCCAGACGGUGGUGUCGUUGGAGGCGAAGAUGGUGUGACAACCUCAAGGCCAUUGAACGAUGGUGGGCGAGAAGCUUGGGAUAUGAUGCGACGGCUUCGCGAGAAGGCAUGGUUAAAGGCCGGACUUGAUCCACAAUUACUCUGGACUGAACAAGCUCAGGUGCAAGCUGGUGUUGCACCUGUAAGAAGUCCCUCCGUAUCAACGACUUCUACGCGCAAUCAGGAGAGAAGCUUCAAGGAUCAGAGUGCAUCCCCAACAACAAACUUUGCAGAUAGCUACUACGCGAUGAUCAAGAACUCAUACGAUGACCACAGACAUGUCCGACAGGCAUCAGCGGAGUCGAGCCGUGCAAGGGAUAAACAACCUAUCACAUUCACAACUCUGCCCCAGCAACAGCAACAAAUCCCCAGUCCCACCUGCACAAUCCCUGUUGUAGGUAAUACUGCAACCCCACAGUCGGCUUCGAACGCGUUCCUUUGGCCCUCUCAGCCAGUGUACCAGAACCCAGGACCACCAUUAAACCAGGUCAAUCAGGUACCAUCUCUUGGCCAAGGAGAUACGCGUGGCUAUCUUAACCCAAACUCCGCGAAGUUUGUUGCCUUAGCCGGCGAUCGAGCCAAUGUGGUUCCACCUAUUGGACUCAAGAUAGAAACAUCUCAGCCGGCUAUGGCUGAUAUUCCUAUGCAAGCAAUACCGCAGCACCGUCCGCAACUAUCACAACAGCCGCAGCAUGUGCCUCCACAACAGGCACCUCCGCAGCAGCCACCACACCCUACUGCAUUUGAGCCGAACGUCAACUUCGAUUGGGACCAAUGGGACGCUGUGUUUGGACAAUAUCUCCCAAUAAUUGACGGGUACAUGGACCUGGACAACAGCGAACCUCAACCGAAUCCGAAUGAGCUCCCGAUAUCGUCCACAAUCCAGGCCCCAGACGGCAAAAUGAGUAUGCUUGAGCAAACAAUGCCAGGCCCAGACAAUUCCCGAAACUGGGCUGAUUUUGGAUAA